AUGUUAGAAAAAAAGUUUGCUGACAUUGACAAGAAAUUUGAGAAUGUUUUAAAUAAGAACAAGAGAAAGUUAGAAAAUGCUCAGAUAAAGCCUAUACAUGAAAAGUUCUUAUUUGCUCAGAAUGGUAUAACAGGUCUAAUUGCACCACCUGGGUCGGGUAAGACUUUCACUUAUCUUAAAAUGGCUGCACAACAACAAGAACUAGAUGAGAAGAACCCAUUCUAUGAGUUAGUUGUUAUUUGUAGUACUUCUGGUCAAUUUGACCAAACCGUCAAUUCGUUCAAAGAUAUUAUAAAGAAGUCUAAGUUAGUAUGUAUAAAGGAUACUGAGUUGUUAGAUUGGAUAAAGAAGUACCAAAGAAGAGUUUUGAAGUAUAAUGCUAUAAAUGAGUAUAUAAAUUCUAAGUUUAAAGACCCAAAUGAGGAAAUGCAGAGAAUAUUAGAGAAGAAACACUUCAGAAACAAACAGAAAGAGAUAGAA
Messenger RNA from Trichomonas vaginalis G3, 480 nucleotides. Its product is annotated as P-loop containing nucleoside triphosphate hydrolases family. Gene Ontology annotation, molecular function: DNA binding; ATP binding; hydrolase activity. The annotation marks the transcript as partial. The transcript has a single exon. Lineage: Eukaryota; Parabasalia; Trichomonadida; Trichomonadidae. The record is from RefSeq and is a predicted model, not a curated record.